UGCAGUUCCACCUCAAGAGGUUAUUCUUAACAUGUUAAACCGGUUCUGCAACUCAUUAAUAGAUCUUCGUCAAAUACACCUAGCAUUCUGUAGCAGAAGCCAGGCAAGGACAGAGGCAAUGAAAUGGAUGCCCUUCCAUUUGCUUUGCUAUCACACAUUGGAGGAUCCCGUGGACUCCCAGAACAAUAUGAAACAAUUGUCAAGAAACACUUCCAAAUAGUGUAUCUCAAGGAGUUUCUCAACAAUAAGAAUAAGUAUUCUCCAAAGAUACAAGCCAUCCUUUUGUGGUGGCAUUUGCCUGUCGUUGACAAGGAACUCCUGGAUUCUCUUCCAAACGUAAAAGUAAUUGGGAGUUCUGGAGUAGGGGUUGAUCAUUUAGAUCUAUGGCUUAUAUCAAGCUACGGAAUUAAAGUCACCAACACACCUCACGUGGGAAACGACGCGACAGCAGACAUGGCAAUGGCUCUUAUGUUGGCAUCAGCUAAACAGUUAAUUGAAGCCCACCAGGUUUCCUGUUCACCAGAAACCACAAAUUCUAAUUUGAAUUGGACUGUUGAUGAUAUCACAGAGGCCACACUGGGUAUCAUUGGAAUGGGAGGUGUUGGUUACAGCAUUGCUCUACGAGCUAAAGCUUUCAGAAUGAGGAUUCUGUAUCACAACAGGACACGAAGACGCCCAGAAGAAGAAGCGGCGGUUGGUGCCAUGUACUGCAGUAAAAUGGCAGACUUGCUUCAGCAGGCUGAUUUUGUGAUGUUGGCUAUGAAGCUCACACCAGAGACCGACAAACUAAUCGGUAAAGAGGAGCUACAACUGAUGAAGCCCACGGCCAUUCUCAUUAACAUCAGCAGAGGCCAAGUUGUGGAUCACAACGCUUUGGUGGAAUCUCUUAGAAACAGAACCAUCAAGGCUGCUGCUCUAGAUGUCACGUAUCCAGAACCUCUUCCGCGAAAUCAUCCUUUGUUGACCAUGAAGAAUGUCAUUGUGACACCCCAUAUCGGAAAUUCCACUGAGAAAACAAGAAGAAAAGUUGCAGAAAAACUUGUAUCGAAUGCAUCUGCUUUAUUAAAGGGUUUGCCUAUCACAGAUAUAGUGACAAUGCCAUAAUUUUGGGUUUCUGCAUUGCUUGUGUGACAUUUAAAAAAUGGCUCUACCGAAUCGAACAAAUAUAUCUGUAGUUAUUAAAUGAAACAGAAUUCUUGCAUUGAC
Molecule: messenger RNA, 1206 nt
Organism: Spea bombifrons (plains spadefoot toad)
Lineage: Eukaryota; Metazoa; Chordata; Amphibia; Anura; Pelobatidae
Product: glyoxylate reductase/hydroxypyruvate reductase-like
Exons: 6
Coding region: 124-1104 (326 amino acids)
Cellular component (GO): cytosol
Molecular function (GO): hydroxypyruvate reductase [NAD(P)H] activity; NAD binding; glyoxylate reductase (NADPH) activity
Source: RefSeq, a predicted model, not a curated record